This is a messenger RNA of Paraphaeosphaeria sporulosa, 1887 nucleotides long. RefSeq names its product DUF1446-domain-containing protein. Lineage: Eukaryota; Fungi; Ascomycota; Dothideomycetes; Pleosporales; Didymosphaeriaceae. The transcript is spliced from 6 exons. The record is from RefSeq and is a predicted model, not a curated record. Bases 1 to 1887 code for a protein of 628 amino acids.
AUGACGAUAAACGGCAGUACCACAGGUGAAAUGGCUAAACGCGCGAUUCGCAUCGGUGGAGCAUCUGGCGGCUUCACCGACCGCGUGCGCGCAAUAUCACGCCUGGCCUCCGACCCCUCCAUCGACGCCAUCGUGGGAGACUGGCUCUCGGAGAACGUCAUGACCGGCUACGGCGCCGGCAAAGAGGCGCGUCGCAAGCUUGAGAAAGAACGAGGUUAUCCGUUUACCUUUGACGAGAAACGCCAGGAUGCGCAUUUUGCGUCUACGUUUCUGCAGUGUUUCGAGCCUGCGAUUGGGAUGUUGAGAAAGAAUGGAGCGAAACUGGUGGUCAAUGCGGGGGCGAAUGACACGGAGGUGCUUGCUGAGGUGGUGAGGAGGUUGUGCUUGGAGAGGGAGGGGUGGCAGGCGAGGGUGGCAUGGGUCGAGGGGGAUGAGGUUACGGAUCGGUUUCGGGAUCUGGCUGCCCAGGGCCAUGUUUUCAAGAAUCUGUGCGACGGUCGCACGUUGAAGGAAUGGGGAUAUGAGCCGCUCUGUGCGCAGGCAUACUUGGGUAGUUUGGGUAUCAGCGAAGCGUUAAAGCAGGGCGCGGAUAUCGUCAUCUGCGGGAGAGUCAGCGAUGCGGCGCCGACCAUCGGCUUGAGCGCUUGGUGGCAUAGCUGGAAGAGCGAUGACUGGAAUCAGCUAGCGGGUGCGUUGAUUGCGGGGCAUCUUAUUGAGUGCAGUGCCUUCAUCACCGGCGGGUACUACAGCGGAUUCAAGGACUUGAUGAAGUCAAAGAAACAUCUGAAUCUGGGGUUCCCCAUUGCCGAAGUCGAAGCCUCAGGGCAGUGCGUCAUAGCGAAGGAGCCUAACACAGGCGGCAUCGUAAACACCGAGACCGUGACCUCCCAACUCGUCUACGAAAUAUCCGGCCCUCUGUACCUCAACUCCGAUGUCGUGGCCAUCCUGGAAAACGUGUCCCUCGCGCAGCUCGGCACCGACCGCGUACGUGUCUCGGGCAUCACGGGACUUCCUCCUCCAGCUACGACUCGCGUCGGCGUCACCGCGCACGGCGGCUAUCAAGCUGAGUGGCAUUUCUACCUUGUGGGACUAGACAUGCAGGAGAAGGUGCGGUGGAUGGAGGAACAGGCACGGCAUGCGAUUGGUGAAGAGAUCAUAGGGGAGGGCGUGGGUGUAGGAACGCAAGACGGGAAUACUGCCGACUUGCGAAUCUUCGCACAGGGUCCUAGGAAGGAGUUGUUCGACGGGGGUGAUCCCGAUGGGUUCGCGAGGAAGCUGUAUGAGACGGUGCUGCAGAGCUGUCCAGGCGUGAGCAGACCGAACGACUUACGACAAUCAGCCCCGAAGCCAUACUGGGAGUAUUUCCCGACACUCAUCCCGCAAUCUGUCUGCAAGCAUCAAGUACACCUGCUCUUCACACCAUCGACGCCAGACAUACAAAUGCCGAUACCCAUAGCACUGCCGUUAGAUACUGCAGAUUACGGACCACAGCGCUCAUACAACUCAGAGAAUCCCGCUCCACUGGACAGUUUCGGACCUACCACACUCGCUCCGCUGGGCUACGUUACCCUCUCCCGAAGCGGCGACAAAGCAAGCGAUGCAAACAUCGGGCUGUUCGUCCGAAGAGACGACGAGUGGGAGUGGCUGCGCUCAUUUCUUACCGUUGAAACGUUUAGAGAACUGCUGGGAAAGGACUGGCGCGGCGGGAGAAUUGAUCGCUUUGAAAUGGAGAACCUGAGGGUUGUGCAUUUUCUGAUCAAGAACCAUCUCGAUCGCGGGUACAACAGUGGGAGUGGCAUUGAUACGCUGGCGAAGAAUCUGGGGGAGUGGAUCAGGUGUAGGAGGGUGCAGGUGCCGGACCGGUUUCUGGAACGUGGGAGGAUCUAG